Molecule: messenger RNA, 1385 nt
Organism: Mercenaria mercenaria
Lineage: Eukaryota; Metazoa; Mollusca; Bivalvia; Venerida; Veneridae
Product: A disintegrin and metalloproteinase with thrombospondin motifs 9-like
Exons: 4
Coding region: 136-471 (111 amino acids)
Molecular function (GO): zinc ion binding; metalloendopeptidase activity
Source: RefSeq, a predicted model, not a curated record
AUUUUGUAUUUUCUUUGAAGUUCUUUUAUUUCAGUUAACCCAACUCAGAACUAUGCUUUCGACGCUGGUAAGGAUUACAGUCCGGGACUAUUUACGAAUUAUGAGAAAAUACGUGUCACUCUUGGGGCAAACAUAAUGGUAGACCGCGAAGAUACCACAUUCGCUGAUUCGACCUACCCUUAUGCAUCUGCUGGUGGCUGCAACUGUGUUGUCAGUUGUCAGCCGUGGAAAGGAUACUUUAAUAUAUCGACAGUUGGCACGGGUUUGAGAUUUGGAUACCAGGUCACUUGGAUAACAUCGGGCUGGCAACCGGGAAUAUCGGACUUUACGCGAAAUGCAGAUAGCACAAGAAUUUGGGCUCGUUGUGGAGGUUAUUGUGGUGGAUGUUCUCCAGAUGGCCCUCUGUAUUUGUAUUACAAUGCGGAUGACGUUGUAGAUGAUGGAAAUACAGUAUACCCCGACUGUGUUUGAAUUCAAUGGAAUCAUCGACUAGAUAUGAGAAACAGUAUCUGUUAUCGAAAUGGCAGAAUUCACUUUUGAAUACAAGUGUAGUUACUUUUUGCACCUGUAGCCGAACGCACUGUCUGAGUUACGAAACAUUUUGUCAAAGGUCAAAAUAUUUUAAAAGAAACUACUAAAAUAUGUAGCAGAACAAACUUUAUGAGCAAAAACAUUAUUUCCCCUGAGAUUGAUAAGAAGACAAAAUUGCUUACAAGUUUAUCACGCGUUUGUUCUGUUACUAAUUCAGCCAUUUAUUCAUGAAAAGCCAGCACACGGAGGUUCUCGUGGACGCACGCGGAUGGUGAACAUAUUUGAUCGAAUAAUGUAAAACAAUUCAAGAUUUGUUUUAUCUCAAAUUCCAUAAAAUGUUACAGAGAAUAAUCAAAUAUUAUCAUAGUGGUGUCGAAACAGUUGCGUUUAGCGUAAAAUGAUUAUUCAUUUUCAUGUCUUGGUCUUCGAUUUUUAAUGAAAUUUCAAUACACCGACAAUGUGCUUUCUAUAUCAAUAAAUAUGAUGGAGUCGCAUCGCUCGUGCAGUUGGACGGAGCUUAAAAGACAAAAGAAUAAGGUACUAUGAACAUUUAUAUCUUGACAGUCUUUUUUUUUUUUUUUUGAAUAUUUUACAAAGAAAAAUAUAAUAAAAUUAACUGUUUUAUUUAAUGAUAGGGAUUCUUGAAACAACAUCCGCUAAGAUUCUGCAGACGUUUUGCGCGAAAAAUGUUUGUUAAUUGUACAACAAAACCCAUUAUUUAAACAGAUAUAGAUUUGCAUUAUUAUAUAUAAAGAUUCAAAAGGUAAAUUUGAAAGAUUAUUGAUAUAUAUUUAUGCCUCUCUGCUGGUAAUAUGAAAAAUUAAUUAUUCAUUGUUCCCCUCUGUAUGUGUAUG